AUCCCAUGCCAUAUUGGUGCUAAUUGAAAACCCAUCUGGUUUUUUCUUUUUUCUUUACCAAAGAGCAAAUUCCGGUGCCUUUGGUUGUGGCUUCUUAAUUUGUUGAUAUAAAGUUUCUUCAUUUUAAUUUCGCUUGUUUCCGGCGGGUUUGUUUUUGGAGAUUGUGAUUAGUUUCAAGAGAAAGUUCGCUUCUGCAUGAUACACCAGCUUUACUCCCCAGGUUUGUUCUUUUUGUUGAGAAUCGAGUGCUCAUUCAUUAUAAUUUAUAAGGAAAAUGCCUGCUACUUGGCUUUGAAAAUUUCUCCAAGGAAUACUCAGCACUCAUUUCGGGCAGAUUCGUUAUGCAAUUCAACCUCUGCUGCUCCUUCAAAUCCUCCGGAAGGUGAAGAUAGGAUGGCUGUAGGAGUGCGGAGUAGGUGUACUCGUGCUCCCCCUUCUUCACUCUUGAUAAGAAUGGCUAUGAGGAUAUCAAGAGCAAGGCAAGGUUCCAAACCAACCAACACCACAACACUGUAUGUGACAACAGAUUUCAAAGACAAAAUCAUGCUUGUGAUUCCUUUAGCAUUUGUGGAGGGUAGUGAUAGAUCUUCGGGGGGUAAUGAGCUAUCCCGAGCACACCAAAGAAUACCAUGGAUUGCCUUAGCUAACCAAUCUUUAUAGUUAGAUAAGGGAGCUACACCUUCCAUGUAGAAUUUUGAGUUGACUCCAAAGGUUCGAACGAUGUAGCAGGUCAUGGGCAACUUGCAACAAUAAUAGUGUUUUGGCCCCACUUUUAUCAUAUUUUGAAUAAAAAUCUAUAUCCAGCAAGAGAAAUGUGGCGAAGGAGAGGGCAAGCUUACCAAUCAGCCUGGCCUUUAGCUGGCCCUUUGUCGCUUCAUUGUUGAGAUGCAUUUGGAGGACUUCAGAUAGAUUCUUCAUCUUCUCAUUAAUUGGAUUUAGCAAAGCUCUCAUUGCUAAUUGGCAAUAAACCUUGAGAAAUUUC
This is a messenger RNA of Rubroshorea leprosula, 982 nucleotides long. NCBI's taxonomy places the organism in Eukaryota, Viridiplantae, Streptophyta, Magnoliopsida, Malvales, Dipterocarpaceae. The record is from the annotation of a GenBank genome assembly.